This is a messenger RNA of Scatophagus argus, 3212 nucleotides long. RefSeq names its product ecto-NOX disulfide-thiol exchanger 2-like. Gene Ontology annotation, molecular function: RNA binding; protein-disulfide reductase activity. Gene Ontology annotation, cellular component: external side of plasma membrane; plasma membrane. Gene Ontology annotation, biological process: ultradian rhythm. Lineage: Eukaryota; Metazoa; Chordata; Actinopteri; Scatophagidae. The transcript has 15 exons. The record is from RefSeq and is a predicted model, not a curated record. The coding region runs from base 472 to 2514 and encodes 680 amino acids.
UGGCUUUCAACUCAGGAGCGGGUAGCGUGUUGAGAGAUCCCUCUUGUUCGCACAGGGUGACUUGCCGUAGGCUUGACUGAAACGACGUACUCUCUUGGCACUUCACCAUCCCUGCGCGUGUUCGCCUUCACGUCAGACUGACAAAGAAGAGGAGCAAGAGUUUUGACUUCGGUUGUGUCAGUGGUUGUAGCGCCCACCGACACAACCGUAAACAGUUCGCCUGCGCGAUGCAUGUAACCGAAGCGAAGUCGCGUUUGUGCUUCAGUACGAACCGGGCACGUCGCGAGGGCGGGCUCGCCAGCCGUAGCUAAAAGGUCCCGCUUCGACUGGCUGCUCUCAUUGCAGUCCGGGCUGCCGAACGGAGCGGACUGACACAGGGACAAGCCCCGUCUCUAUUCAAGGAUUUUACUUCGUUCACUUCGUCCUACUGCAGAGGACCGACAAAGAAUCGCACCUCGCCCUGUGUGGACAAUGUUUCUCUUGCAGUACGCAGGACUCAACACUCUGCCCUUUGAUCCAGCGACCAACAACGACCCUCUCCAGUUCAACGGUUCCAGUGGGACGCUGGUGGCUGAGUGUCCCCCUCUGGAAAACACUCCUGAGAAUAGCAAGAAGAGGAAGAGAGCAAGCCUGCCUCCAGAAGGGAUCUGUAACAUGACAAUGGACUCCAACUCGAUGACAAUGCCCAUGUCAGAUCCUAAUGCCUGGGCAACAGCCAUGAACAACCUGGGGAUGCCUCCCAUUGGAAUUACUGGACAGCAGCUCAUGCCAGAUUUUGAUCCCAACCUCAGUAUGAUGACUGGAAUUAACCCCCUGAAUCCCAUGAUGCCUGGCCUCGGUAUGGUGCCUGCACCCGUUUCCCAGGAUGUGCCACUUGUUAAGGAGAUCAUCCACUGCAAGAGCUGCACCUUAUUUCCUCCCAACCCCAACCUUCCCCCUCCAGCCACCAGAGACCGCCCUCCAGGGUGUAAGACGGUGUUUGUCGGCGGUCUGCCAGAAAAUGCUACUGAGCAGCUCAUCAUGGAGGUCUUCGGCCAGUGUGGUGAUAUCACCGCCAUACGCAAAAGCAAGAAAAACUUCUGCCAUAUCAGAUUUGCUGACGAGUUCACGGUGGACAAGGCUCUCUUCUUGUCUGGUUAUCGUGUCCGCCUGGGCUCCAGCACAGACAAAAAAGACACUGGCCGUCUGCAUGUGGACUUCGCCCAGGCCAGAGACGACCUCUACGAGUGGGAGUGUCGCCAGCGCAUGAUGGCCAGAGAGGAGAGGCACCGGCGUAAGAUGGAGGAGGAACGCCUCCGACCGCCGUCCCCACCUCCCAUUGUCCACUACUCGGAGCACGAAUGCAGCCAGCUGGGAGAAAAGAUCAAAGACGACGGCAAGUUUCCUGAAGCAGUGCGUGUGCUCUUGACCUGGCUGGAACGAGGUGAAGUCAACCGCAGGAAUGCCAACAACUUCUACUCCAUGAUCCAGUCCUCCAACGGCCACAUCCGCCGGCUGACGGGCGAGAAGAGUCAGCACGAGAAGGAGAUGGAAGAGGCCAAAGACAAGUUCAAGACCGCUCUGGCCGGCAUAGUGGCUCAAUUUGAACAGAUUGUGUCUGUAUUCCAAGCUGCCUCCAAACAAAAGGCAUGGGACCAUUUCUCCAAAGCUCAGCGCAAGAACUUGGACAUGUGGCGCAAACAAGCAGAGGAGAUUAGAAACAUGCACAGCGAGCAACUGAUGGGCAUCAGGCGAGAAGAGGAGAUGGAGAUGUCUGAUGAUGACAUGGAGGACACCCCUGACAGCAAGGACUCUGACGACUCAGGUGUUUCCCAAGCAGAGGCCUUGAAGGAGGAGAAUGACUCCCUGCGCUGCCAGCUCGACGCCUACAGGAACGAGGUGGAGCUGCUCAAGCAGGAGCAAGGCAAGAAUCAACCAAUCAGGAGCGAGGAGGACAACACACACUCUCAGCAGCUCAGCUUCCUGCAGCAGGCUCUGCAAGGCAUGCAGAAGCAACUAUUAAAAAUGAGGGAUGAUUUAAAACAGCGGGAGGCAGAGCUGGAGAAGAGUUUUGAGGACAAACAGCAGCUGAAGAACCAAGUCCAGAACCUGAAGGACGCACUCCAGAACCUGCAAAACACACACGCAAUGCAGCUGGAGAUGUCAAAGCCAAAUGACAGAGGCUGCGAGGAGAGCGCUAAUCAAACCAGUGAAGCUACAGUGUCAGUGGUGGUGUCCUGCAGUCAGGAGAAGGAAGGUCCCACAGAGAAGAGACAACAGAGUCCCGUCCACUCUGAGAGGGAAGCUCUGCUCGUUGGGAUCAUUUCGACGUUCCUUCACGUCCACCCGUUUGGAGCCAGCAUUGAGUACAUCUGUUCCUACCUGCAGCGUUUGGAUACCAAGAUUAACCCCGGUGAGGUGGAGGCUCUUCUGUCUCGGCUGCCCCACACCUUCAGACAGGAGCUAACUGGUGUCGGAGCCAGUCUGGAGAAACGCUGGAACUUCUGCGGCUUUCAGGGCAUCAAGAGCACAUAGACUCUGCUGGCGGCACUUUAGGGAUGUGGAAGAGACGACAGGAGGACGAGUUAACGCAGGGACACCGUAGACAUGUGAAAGACACCAUAUAAAUGCACAACGCCCACACAAAUCAAAGACAGUGCAAUGACUGUAUACUGACUGUAUACAGACACGGAAGACUGAACACAGAUCCAAUAUGGAAACGUUACAUGAGCAUUUCAGGGACUCUGUGUAGGUGGCAGAGAUGUAGAAAUGCAGUAUUUCCAUAGUUACGGGAAUGUUGACACUCUGCCAUGGUGACAAAGUCUUCAUGAGGUUCAACUGUUUCUCAGUGUCUGCAAAAUAUUUCAGACAUAUCGACUCUCUGGCAGUCACAGAAGAGCACCGAUUCCCACAGUCACUGGAUUGUUAUGUAGUUACCGCUCUCAUGGGCAGGGCCUGCACUUGGCUCUGUGUGGUUUCAGUGUGGGCCAGGACUACAGGGUUAGCCGAGGAGGUUCAUCAGGGUAUGACUGAAAACUUCAAACCUCCAAACCCUUCAGCCUCCCUCUCUUCUCUUCUCUUUUUUUUUUUUUUCCUGGUUUGUAACAUAAAUUAAAAAUGGAUAUAUUUCUUCAUUUUCUGUGAAGGCUGUUAACAGUUGCAUACAUCAUUUGUUGUAAUACACUGUAAAUGCUCGGAUGAUAUUUUUGAUUAUAAAAAACGUUUUGAGUAUA